AUGGAGACAGGAAAUGAGACAUUGAGCACAGACUUCAUUCUCCUGGGCCUUUUCCCUGGAAUGAGACACACUGGGCUCCUUGUUUCCAUCGUCCUCCUCGUCUGCACCAUUGCCAUCACAGGAAACACCAACCUGAUCUUCCUCAUCUGGGCAGAUCCCCGCCUUCAUACCUCCAUGUAUUUCCUGCUGAGCCAACUCUCCCUCGCUGACCUGGCCUUCAUCUCUAGCAUAGUCCCCAAAAUGGUGACCAAUUUCUUCUCAGGGAGGAGAAAGAUCUCCCCGACUGGCUGUGGGGCCCAGGUCUUCUUCACCUUGGCUCUGGGGAUAGCUGAGUGCCUCCUCUUGACAUUCAUGGCUUACGACCGCUAUGUGGCCAUCUGUCACCCUCUCAAGUACUCGAUCAUCAUCAGCCGCCAGGUCACCCAUCUGAUGUCUGUGGGGUCCUGGGUGGGCGGGGCUCUGGCGUCCUUGGUCCAUACAUCCUACGCUCUGCACUUUCCCCUCUGUGGCCCCCGAGAACUCCACCACUUCUUUUGUGAGGUCAAAGCCAUCCUGAAGCCGUCCUGCAAGGACACCUCUGCCUAUGAGAAAGGGGUAGUAAUGACCAGCACUGCUGUGGUUCUUCUCCCCAUAGGCCUCAUUCUGACCUCCUACACCCUCAUCUUCCUCCAGGUCCUGCAAAUGAACUCCCCCGAGGGCAGGAACAAGGCCUUGGCUACCUGCUCCUCCCACCUUACUGUGGUCACCUUUGACUAUGGCCCAGCCACGCUGAUAUACAUGAGGCCUGGGUCUUCCCAUACCCCGAUUUCGAACCAGGCUCUCUUUAUGUUUGACACCAUCCUCACCCCCAUGCUGAACCCUCUCAUCUAUAGCCUGAGGAACAGGGAAGUGGGGGGCUCGAUGAGGAAGGUGCUGGGGAGGUACCUCAUCUCAAAGUAG
Messenger RNA from Camelus dromedarius (Arabian camel), 939 nucleotides. RefSeq names its product olfactory receptor 2AJ1. The record is from RefSeq and is a predicted model, not a curated record. Gene Ontology annotation, molecular function: olfactory receptor activity; G protein-coupled receptor activity. Gene Ontology annotation, cellular component: plasma membrane. The coding region runs from base 1 to 939 and encodes 312 amino acids. The transcript has a single exon. NCBI's taxonomy places the organism in Eukaryota, Metazoa, Chordata, Mammalia, Artiodactyla, Camelidae. Gene Ontology annotation, biological process: detection of chemical stimulus involved in sensory perception of smell; G protein-coupled receptor signaling pathway.